UGGUGGUGUAUUUAAGUCUGUCUCUGACACAUAGAGCAGGUAAAUCCUCGCCUGUUGACGCCAUGAUGUCAGCCUGCUCCGUCCUGUUCACCUUAGUGCUGUUCUCUGAGCUGAACGGCCGCCUGGUCACUGUGGCUCUGCCCUCGUCCAGUGCAGAAGAUGCAGCAGCAGAUCGGGUCGGCUUGGACGGCGUACUGGACGACGACUCCAUGCUGAAACCAGCCAUCAUCCGUCCAACGUACAGGAGGAGCCUCACGUUAGACGACAACGUAAAGGAUGAGGAGAGCCCUCAACUGGUCAUCAUAUCGGACACGAGGCUGAAGGGGCGAAGUUUCCGAGGGCUGAACUCGGCCUUCGCCCGGAGACUCGCAGAGAGAAGCCCGGGCGACUACAGCAUGAAUGUUGAUCGGAGAGAUGACCUGAACAUGCUGCGAUGUAUGAUAGGACGAGUGUACCGGCCGUGUUGGAGUUCAUAACUUCUGCUGCGGCCGUCUCAACAAAGAAUUUCUUCCUAUUGUGUGUUUGUGGAAGUAGAGUGCAGAAAUACCAUGGACUGAAUAUGAGAACUGGACUGAGUGACCCCUCCCCCGAUCGUGUUUCAAUCAGGAAGUACUCGCCGGCUCAGAGAAACCAAAGUCCGACAGACUUCUAAAGACACGAUACAUGUUUUGUAUCAUGUUCCUGAUAUUCCAAUUUUUAACGAUUUUUUUUUUUUGUAGUUCAAGUUAUAAACGGACGAAUCAGAUGCCUCAAUAAAAGUGGGAGGUGCCUGCUAGCAUCAACGUAUAAUGUUGCAAAGUUUAAUUGACAGAUUUUGUUUAGCUUACUUAUUAACAGACUAACUAGUUUAAUCCUGAUUGGGCGAGACUGGUUGCCAUAGAAACUCAGACGGAUCGCUGCAUAUUGACAUCUGGUUCCAACAUGGCGGCGUCCAUAUUGCAAAAAAAAAUGGCAACUACUUUAAAUUUAAAUUGGUCGGAGCAGAAAGUAAACCAUUUCGUAUAGAUGACAUCACUCGGUCCAGGUCUCAGAUACAAUCAAUGAGACAAAGAUGUGCAACAGAAACAAAACUUUAUUUCUACAAGCUUAUUAGAUGAAAGCUGAAUUUGAAUUAGAAAAAAUAAAGUGCAAUGAAGAACCAACGUGUCACAUUUCAUGAGUUCCUGUUGCAAAAAAACUCAGUGUUUGUGAUAUAAGAAGUGGAAAUAAAAUUCAAGUCAUAAUAAAACCACAUUAAAAAAAUAAAAAUA
This is a messenger RNA of Oryzias melastigma (Indian medaka), 1250 nucleotides long. It is a transcript of the gene pmch, whose product is annotated as pro-melanin-concentrating hormone. Lineage: Eukaryota; Metazoa; Chordata; Actinopteri; Beloniformes; Adrianichthyidae. Gene Ontology annotation, molecular function: melanin-concentrating hormone activity; type 1 melanin-concentrating hormone receptor binding. Bases 63 to 476 code for a protein of 137 amino acids. The record is from RefSeq and is a predicted model, not a curated record. Gene Ontology annotation, biological process: chemical synaptic transmission; behavior. The transcript is spliced from 3 exons.